AUGCAGCCAGCUUCAAUAUUUAAUGGAAAAUAUAUAGUUUAAAAGAAGAUAUCAUCUGGAUCUUUUGGAGUAGUUCUAUUGGGACAUGAUAAGGAUAAGAAUAUAGAUGUGGCAAUAAAAAUAGAGAAGGAAGAGAAUGAGGAUGUGCGUUCUUUAGAAAGGGAAGUUCAAGUGUUGGAAAGAUUAAAUGGAAUUGAGGGAGUUCCUUAAUUAUAUUGGCAUGGUGAGUAGGAUGAUUAUAAUAUUAUUGUUAUGUAAAUUUUGGGAAAGGAUUUAGCAUAUUAUAUGAAAAGCAAAAAGAAAUUUUCAUUUAAAACAGCAAUCUAAUUAGGAAUUUAAAUAGUAAAAGUUUUAGAGAGGAUUCAUAAUAAGGGAGUUGUACAUAGAGAUUUAAAACCAGAGAAUAUAUUAUUUGGGAUUGAUGAUGAAUGUUCUAAAAUUUAUGUGAUUGAUUUUGGAAUUAGUAAAAUAUUUCGAGAUAAAAAUGGAAAGAUUCAGUAAUAUUCAAUAAUAUAGACAGUCCUUUUCGUGAUAAUACAUCUUUUAUAGGAACGACUAGAUAUGCUUCUAUAGCUGCACAUAAGGGUUAUGAAUUGAGUAGAAAAGAUGAUAUUGAAUCAUUGAUUUAUGUUUUGUUAUACUUUAUGAAAGGGUAAUGGAAUUGUGAAUUAUAAAAAGUCUAGGCAGUUACCAUGGCAAAAUAUGUAGAAUGUCAGUGAUGAAGAAAGAACAGUUAAAGUAGGAGAAUUGAAGAUGUCCAUAGAUCCUAGAGAAUUAUGUAAAGAUGUACCAAUUGAAUUUGCUAUAAUACUUGAGUAAUUAUUUCAAUAAUAAUUUAGAUAUCUUAAAUAAUUGGAAUAUUAAAGUGAACCUAAUUAUAAUUUUGUGUAUUAAUAGUUUGAAAAAGCUGCAAGUAAUUUGUGUAUUUAAUUGGAUUAUUCUUUUGAUUGGGAUUAGUAAUAACCAAUGAAAGUAUCAUAAAAUACUCAUUCAGAAAUUAUGCAAAGAUCUACUACUUUGAAUUAACAAUUAUAAUUACCAUCUACAGGCGAAAUGAAAAAAUCAUUAGAUAAAUAAGGAAGCAAUCUGAUCAGAUAGUAUAAAUCCAUAUAAAUCUGAUUAGAAUGAGUAAUAAUCAAUUCUUAGCUCCUCCUCCAUCUAAUUAGUUACAACCUCAUACACUAAAAAGACAAGAUUCAUCUCAAUAACCAAGUAUAGUAUCAGGCAGUGUUAUGUUGAGUACAUAUAAUUCAAUAAGACCAAUAUAUUAAUCAUCAUAGCUUGGUGUUGAUGUUAAGCUAAGUGUGGAUACAAUGCCUAAAGAAUUAAAUUAAGAAUAGAGGAAAGCAAUUGAUCCAGCAUAAUAGAAAAAUGUUCAAAAUCCUUAUACUGAAACAGUUGGAUGGAAGGAUUCAAUUUUUGAGGAGAAUUUUGAUGAAAUACCGUUAUCUAAAAAAUAUGGAAUGCUUUAAUAGAAAGGUGUUGAUAUGUAGAAAAAUAUAUUAUUUAUAAUUAGGUAUAGAAAACCAAUGCAUUCUAGUGCUAGUCCAAAUAGACAAAAGAAAAAAAAUUGA
This is a messenger RNA of Paramecium pentaurelia, 1574 nucleotides long. The record is from the annotation of a GenBank genome assembly. NCBI's taxonomy places the organism in Eukaryota, Ciliophora, Oligohymenophorea, Peniculida, Parameciidae.